Molecule: messenger RNA, 2973 nt
Organism: Perca flavescens (yellow perch)
Lineage: Eukaryota; Metazoa; Chordata; Actinopteri; Perciformes; Percidae
Product: G-protein coupled receptor 26
Exons: 3
Coding region: 246-1277 (343 amino acids)
Biological process (GO): adenylate cyclase-activating G protein-coupled receptor signaling pathway
Cellular component (GO): membrane
Molecular function (GO): G protein-coupled receptor activity
Source: RefSeq, a predicted model, not a curated record
GCACCGCAUUGCCUGCGAGAGAGGAGGCGCCGGAUAGUGCGCAUGUUCGAGAGUAAACACGGCGCACGUGGUAAACCUGGAGUCGUCAUUUCAGUACUGGACAGCUCUCUCCGCGUGCGCUUCUGUGGCAUGUGGUAAAGCGACCAUCCGUCACAGCUGGUGGGGAGGCACGAGCAGAGAGCAAUGCACGGCAGACUCCCCACGGCAUCCUCCGCACGACUGCUGCUAACGCCGAGCCUCGAGAGAUGAGCAUACCGGAGUUCCUACUGGAACUGUCCAUCGUGGUCAUAGCUGUUGUCUCGUUGCUGACGAACAUGUCGGUGCUGCUGUGUUUCACCCAGAGCGCCGAGCUAAGAUCCCACGUGCCAGGCAUCUUCAUCCUAAACCUCUCCUUCUCCAACAUCCUCCUCACUGUCAUCAACAUGCCCGCCACUUUUCUCGGAGUGGCCAAAGGGGCAAAGCCCCUCGGGGACUUGUUCUGCCAAGCUGUGAGUUUCGCCGAGACUUUUCUCACCGCCAACGCGAUGCUGAGCAUGGCCGCGCUGAGCAUGGACAGGUGGGUCGCCGUGGUGUUUCCCCUCAGGUACUCCAGCAAGAUGCGCUACAGGGACGCGUGUCUGAUCGUGGCGUACUCCUGGCUGCACUCGCUCUCCUUCUCUCUGACCCAGCUGCUCAUGGCCUGGGGAGGCUACAGCCACACGUACGCCUCGUGCACCGUCCACCUGGACGGGGGGAAGAGGUCGCAGCUGGCCGCCUAUGCGAGCUUCACGGCGCUGUUCCACUGCGGCAGCUUCGCGCUCUGCCUCCUGGUGCUGUGCUUCGCCUACCUGAAGGUCCUGAGGGUGGCCAGGUCCCACUGCAAGAUGAUAGACGUCAUUACAGUGCACACUCUGAUUCUGUUGGUUGACAUUCACCCCAGUGUGAAGGAGAGGUGUCUAGCUGAGCAGAAGAAGAGGAGGCAGCGCGCCGCUAAAAAGAUUAGCAUCUUCAUCGGCACCUUCAUCCUCUGCUUUUCCCCCUAUGUUAUUACAAGGUUGGUGGAGUUGUUGCCCUCUGUGCACAUCCCCCGGUACUGGGGCAUGACAGCCAAAUGUCUGUCCUACGCCAAGACAUCCAGCGACCCGUUUGUGUACUGUCUGCUGCGGCAGCAGUACAGGAAGGUCCUAGUUAGUAUCAUCAGUCGGGUCCUGAGACAGAAUCCCUAUGCGCUGUCUAUCCACAGUGCCAGCAGCACGCUGGACACCACAGACGACAACUGCAUUGCCAGAAUCACCUGAGCUCGAGGUGCAAACAUUUAAAUGAUCCAACAUCUGCAUCCUUCCCGCAGGAAGGUCAGAGGUCAGGGUUUCUGAAGAAGCAGCAGCCCUGCAGAUGGAACCGGAACGGAGUCAGUGCCUUGCUCAAGGACACUUUGACACAGAGGUGGACCACAGUGUUACGGACACGAAACAAAUGUGUGCUCAGUGAGACGCAUGCUGAUGUGCGCCAAAGGCUUCCUCAGCCUCCACAGACUGCUGUUUCCACAGUGCUUGUCAGUUUGCCUGCUGAGGCAUUGCCAAAAACACACCACAUGAAACCUACGUCAUUAUAUCAUUUCAUUUAUUAUGUUUGAUACUUUCAUCAAUGUACAAUGUGUGGUUUGAAGAAACCUGGAUUUGUUCGAAAGUGGUCUUCAUGUUUCAGUGAAAGAACUGGAAGUAUGUUCAUUCUGAUUACUGUUUUGAAGCUAAUAUCAAAGUUUAUAAGUGUUAAUUAGUGAUAUUUCUAACAUGUCGAGUGCACAAAUGUGUGGAGAUGUUAUAUCUCUUAACUCCGCUGCCACAGACACACUAUAGUCCACUGUGCAUAAAAGUGAAAAAACAAUAGAUUCUGGUCAAAUUGUGAUACUGUAAGUAAUUUAAAUUAUUGUUAUGUCGUACAUGUAGCAGUUGCUCCCAACAUUUUUGCCUUGUGAUUCUUAAUCACAUGAGCUGUGAGUAAUUCAGACAGUGGGUGAGUCAUCUGAAGGACUAGUAGUGCAGUGCCCUUGUAGAACAUGCCUGUGUGGAACAGGCCGACUGCUGUGCUAUUGCUGCGUGCAGCUUUCUGGAGAACUCAUCUAAACAACUUCCCACUCGACGCUGCGCUUCCUUGAGUCCUGAGCAAUACACCUGAAAUAGUUGGUCACAUACCCAAGUCACUCAUGGUCAGAAACACUGGUGCAAUACACUCUGUUUCAUGGGGAAAAAAAACACCAAGAGCAGACUGUACCAUUAGGCAAGACAGGCAACUGCCUGGGGAGCGAGGUAAAAGGGCCCCAAACGAAUAUAGAUUUAUUAGUUUAGAUAUGAAAAAUAUUGAAUAUAUCACUAUUCUAAAUCCGCCCUGAAAAACCCACCAAGCGGUGGCUACCUUCGGUCAACCACACUUAGUGGAGGAAGGCUAUUCAUUGCUAAAUAUCAGUCGCUUGCUUUGACUUAAACCACCGGUAAUGUUAUUAGUAGGGCUGUCUCAAAUAGUGGAACAGUCUGUGACCACUCAGUCUACUGAGAGUCGUUUUUUGUUGUUGUUGUCAGUCAGCGAACUGCUACUUCUGGAGAUAUUAUGGUUGGGGUACAGGUCGUUCUCGGUAUUAAAGCUAUUGUUGCCGGGCAACUGCACGUUUUCCCUGAGUGGCUUAGCUGCCCCUCUGGUGAAAGAGCCUAAAAAAACUUUUCUUUCCUUUUUUUUUUUUUCAUAUUUCUUUGCUGUGGUGGCUGCAUUAUUACGAUAAUAUGCCAGUCAUUACUAAAGUUGCCUUCAUGACAAAGACGACUGAAGAAGAGAGUGAAAGAGCUCAAAGAAGCCGCUAAAAGAUCUGCAACUUUGCAUUUGAUGAUGUCAAGCAACCAUCCUACAUCAUUCAUUUAAUGUAAAGUUGGCCUAUUUUAUCAGAAGCAUUUUCUUUAAGUUGGAGUAGGGUAAUAACUCAUUAAAACAUACAUUUAAUCUAAA